UGAGAAAGUGAUUUUGUGUAUUAGUAUAGCAGUAGUCAGUAUUUUGUUUUAUGGAAGCAGCCUACCUAGCCGGCUAGCCCCCUCCUGGCUCUACAAUCUACAUACAGAUUACAGAAUACAGAAUUUUAAAUAUUUGUUGUGUUUUGUAUUGUCUCCCCCACCUCCACUCCGGAACAUUAUUCUAUAGUAAUUCGUUUACCAUUCACCAAUCAGUCUCUUCUCUGCUCUGCUCUUAUAACCUGGAUACUUUAACCUUUUCUAUUAGACUAGAUUUGAAUCUCCACGGCAUUCUCUCUUUCUUUCUCUCUGUCUCUCUUCCCCCAAAUGUUGUAGCUACAACACUCGCAUUCCUCAAACUCUGGUCUCUCCGUCUUGAACCAAAACUAACGUGAUGGAUCACAAGUCCUUGUUACAGGAGCUUCUGAAAGAAGAGCAAGAGCCUUUCCUACUAAACAAGUACAUUUCCGAUAGGAGAACCCACAUGAAGACCACCACUACUACUCUCGUCUACAGCAAACAACGCAGCACAACUUUCCCACUCAAUCUCUGCAAGAACGCAUGCUUCUCCACCUCCACUACCACCACCACCAAAUCCCCUCUCUUGGAACUCCCAUCGCCCAAUAAUAACAAGAAGCCCAUAUUCCUUCACAUUCCUUCUCGAACCGCCGCGCUUCUUCUCGAAGCCGCUCUCAGGAUCCACAAACACAAAAAGACCAAUCACGGCUUCGGCCUAUUGGGCUCCUUCUUCAGGAGACUAAAGCAGAACCGCCGCAAGCACAAGCUCAAGGUGAGCUCCCUCAAAGAUCGAGAAAAUGUGAUUAAUAGAUCCUACGAGUUGGGGUUUCGAUGUUCAUACUAUGUUUGGUCAGAGAGCAACGAUGAUGAGUCUCUCGACAUGGAAACCUCAAGUAGCACUAGUACCAACUUUGAUGACCACCACCACCACCAUAUUAUUCACAAUGGAGGAUUCUGUGAAAGCCCAUUCCGUUUUGUUCUUCAAAAGAGCCCCUACUCCUCCUCCGGCCUCAACACGCCGGAGCUACCUUCACCUCCGCCCUCAUCACCACAAACUCCCCACACUACGCAGGACAAAGAAAGUAACGGCGGUGAGAGUGUGCAUAAAUUCCAAUCGGGGGAACUAGAAGAAGAUAAGGAACAGUGUAGUCCCGUGUCUGUUCUAGACCCACCCUUCGAGGACGAUGACGAAGCGCAUGGAAACGACGACGAGGACGAAAAUGAGGAGCAUGGUUUCGAUUUGGAGUGCAGCUAUGCCAUAAUGCAGAGAACUAAGCAGAAUCUAUUGUACAAGCUUCGUAGAUUCGAGAAACUCGCGGGGCUAGAUCCGGUAGAACUCGAGAAAAUAAUGCUGGAUCAAGAAGAGGAGGAGGAUGAAACGGUCAUGGAAGAUGAUGGAUAUGUAUACGAGGCCAGUGAAGCAUUAUCGUGUAAAGAAAAUUGCUUGAUAGAACAAGUAUUUGAAGCUCUCUUUGAGUCAUCAAGACUUCAAUUCCCAGAAGGCCUUAAGAGACUUGUAUCUGAUGUCAUUGCAGAGGAAGAGAGGGAAAUUGAGCGCUUAGAAGAUUAUAAUAAUAGGGACAUGGUGGUGAGAAAGGUGUGCAAGAGAAUGGAGCUUUGGAAACAAGUGGAGUCAAACACAAUUGACAUGAUGAUAGAAGAAGAUUUUACAAGAGAGGAAAAUGGUUGGAAGAAGAAAAAUGUGGAUCAGAUAAGGGACAUGGCUGGGGAGCUUGAACUUGCUAUCUUUGGAUUUCUAGUUGAAGAAUUCUCAGAGGAGCUAGAAUGUUAAAACCGUGGCCAAAUUUUGACGCAGCUGAGCUAAUUAAAUUGUCCAAGAUUUUACCUUAUUCUUUCUUUUCUUUUUUCACCACCUUAGAAUAGGCUUAGUUAGAUAUAAUCUAAAAAACAAGAGAAGUAAACCCAAGAAGAUAAUCUGGGUAUAUGUACAUGACUCGUGUAUGUAGCAAGUCGUCUUUCUUAAUAUUUAUAAUUUUCACACUUAA
Molecule: messenger RNA, 2021 nt
Organism: Arachis stenosperma
Lineage: Eukaryota; Viridiplantae; Streptophyta; Magnoliopsida; Fabales; Fabaceae
Exons: 3
Coding region: 392-1807 (471 amino acids)
Source: RefSeq, a predicted model, not a curated record